CGGAAGUGUAGCUGUUGUAUUUCUGAGUCGCUUGACAAUGUUCUCUAAAACCUGCAAAGGAAAGCGAGCUGGGUGCUGAGCAUCAUCCUGGGGAGGGGGAGUCGAGAUGUUUACUCCUUCUGAUUUUCUGGAACAGUAUUAGCCACACCGCCGCCAUGCCGUAGACAACCCGCCCGGCGUUUAGAUGAAGCCUGACGGGGACUACAGCAGCGAGGAAGCGGGGUGGCUGUAACCGAGGGAGGGAGGAUGUACUGGGCUGCUGGCUUCGCCUCUUCCCGGCCGUGUGUGGUUGAACUCGGGCGGAAUCACAGCCUGCCCCUCGGGCUGUGCGGCUCCGAGCAGCAGCAGUCUUUGUAUGGCUAUAUCAUCGCCUUCCCUUUGCAGGACUACGGAGGCAUCAUGUCGGCUCUGGGCUCGGACUCCUGGUGGAAGAAGACCCUGUACAUCACCGGGGGGGCCCUGCUGGCUGCUGCAGCCUACCUACUGCAUGAACUGCUCGCCAUCAGGAAGGAGCAGGAGCUGGACUCUAAAGACGCCAUCAUCCUCCAUCAGUUCUCCAGGCCAAAGAAUGGCGUGCCCAGCCUCUCACCCUUCUGCCUCAAAAUAGAGACAUACCUGCGCAUGGUGGAUCUGCCCUACCAGAACUACUUUGACGGGAAGUUGUCGCCGCAGGGUAAGAUGCCCUGGAUGGAGUACAACCACGAGCAGGCUUCAGGGUCCGAGUUCAUCGUAGACUUCCUGGAGGAGAAGCUGGGUGUCAACCUCAACAAGAACCUCACCCCGCAGGAGAGAGCCGUGUCCCGAGCUGUCACCAAAAUGGUGGAGGAACACCUCUACUGGACAAUAGCCUACUGUCAGUGGGUGGACAACCUGGAGGAAACUCAGAAGCUUCUGGCAAUGAGUGGCCCUCUGAGCGACACACUGAAGUGGCUGCUGAGCCACCUGAAUGGCAGCAUGGUGCGCAGGGAGAUGUACGGCCACGGCAUUGGACGCUUCUCUAAGGAAGAGGUCUACGCACUGAUGGAGAAGGACAUGAGGACACUGGCCACACUGCUGGGAGAUAAGAAGUACUUUAUGGGCUCUAAGAUGUCGACAUUAGAUGCCACAGUGUUUGGGCAUCUAGCCCAAGCUAUGUGGACUCUGCCUGGGACACGACCAGAGCAACUCAUCAAAGGAGAGUUGAUCAACCUGGCCAUGUUCUGCGAGCGGAUGCGGAGGAGGUUCUGGCCCGAGUGGUUUGUGGAGGUGGAGGAUCUUUAUUAUGACGGAGACAGUGAGAGCAGCAGCGGCGGCUCUCCUACAGGCCUGCUGGACUUUGGCCUCUUCUCCAGGACUGACACUCUGGACGACAGCGACGCCAGCAGCCACUCUGCCAGACACACGCACACACACUCCCCUGACUCUGACCACUCGCUCUUUGACUCGGAUGUGGGCACGGGAUCUGACAAUGACAUUCAGCUUAAGGAGGAGUUAAUGCCUGACCUGGAGGUUUGACCUGAGAAUUGCCGUGAUUGGCUGACAGAUUGAGAUUGACAGGAGGCUGGAACUGUGUUGGUUAGCUUGAAAAAUCUGGCAUCCUGAACUUGUUGCCAGACAACAGCUCUCGCAGCUGAAGAAACUAUUCCAGCCCCUCCACCUCUAAUACCCCAAAUGAUAUACCUUCCAGAUGGACAGACUGGGUAUUGAUAUGCAGAGCAUACAAACUGAACCUCAUAAUACACAUGCUACUGUAUGGUUUGUCCCCUCCUGUAUUGUCAUAACUGUCCACGUGGCAGUUUCUCUUUGCCUUAUUUGUCUCGUCCCAAGAUGUAGAAGCUGGUGUGAAAGGUUAACACAAAGGAAACAUCUCAUCGUAUGAAAAGCGCAGAGAUGUCAGAAUAGUGUUGAAGACAAGACAGGUGGCACUUCACUUGCUAUGAAACGAUGCAACUAAUCACCACUCUGCCGUGUGUCUUAAUGCACAAACCCAUACAAACAUGUGGAGAUUGAUCAUGUGGCUAAAAGGAACAGCUGCUGUGCCUCGGCUGUUAACCAUCCGUGUGCUGGAGAGGAAACGCAGAUGACAUUGAGUGCCAGAUCAUGCUCUAGAUUGAUCCUCAUGUCAUUUCCUUUAUGCUACUGUAUGUGGGAAGAAUCUGUAUCAAAACAUGAUAUAUGUCUCCAUCAGACCACAACCUUAAAUGUACUUGUAGGCCCAUGGGAUUAGAAGUUAGACGGAAAGAUGAGUAGAUUUGUUCAUAUGUUUCAUUUACCGAUUAUUAUUCUUAUUUCUCUCCAUUUAGUAAUUAUUUGCUUGCACUUAUUGUGAAGUUGGAGCUUUAAAUCAUUUUAACAUCACUUUGGUAUAGAGCUGUAAAUUGUAUAUUUGACCACUAGAUGGAGUCAGCAGUCAGCCUGAUGCCUCCUUUAUUCUGUAACAUCAAGGUCAUUCCACCCUGAGGACCUGCAGUCCAUUUAACACAGCAAAUUAUUUCUCCUUCAGUCCAAAACUUUAAUAUUGUGGUUCCCAUUCAUGUUUGUAGCUGUGAUGUCCGUAUGCCUGCAUACUUGCAUACUGCAACAAAUCAGCCUUAGUUCUCUCAGACUAAAGAAAUGGGUAAAAAUAGACUCUAACAGUUUUUGUUGUGAUAUAAUUUAUCAGUGCCACUUUAUUAUUCUUUCAAUAUAUUAUGUGUCAAAUAUAUAUUUUUUGUUCAUCUUUGUUUUCUUAUUGCUCUCAAAGAGAGACGUUAUUUUGCACUAGUGGAAAUAUAUUUUCACCUUAUUUCAGUGGGAGCAUUCUGCUAUGGAGGUAGAGAAUAGUAUAGGCCAAAUGAAUGGGGAACAAAAAUGUUUAUAUCAGUAGUACAGGACGCUGAGUGUUUUGAUAAUGACGGUGCAGGUUAUGUUGGCUGUGUGUAUGCGAAUUUUACUGGGUGUGAAUGCAGUGAAGCAGUUGAUGAAGGGUCUCUGCAGAGAUCAACAGAAAUGAACAUUGCUAGUUUAAUAACCUUAAAAUGUAUAAAAUGGGCCAAAUGUCUCGGGAAGUGUUUGCUUUUGUCUGUCACGUUAGGCUUGGUGGAAGUGCUCGUAAUGGCAAUACGAUUGCUGUAAAAAUAUUGUGGUACAUAUAGAGUAAAUGUGACUUAAGUUAAAGGCUCAGUUCACCCAAAUUACAAAAACAAAAACAAAACAUUUUCUCACUUACAUCUAGUGGUAUUGAGCCAUGCAGACAGUUUUGGUUUAUUUCUCCAGGUUUUAAGAUAUAUAUGUCUGUAAGAUUUCUGCCUCUACCUCAGUACAAUAACGGGGGAUGGAAUUUUGUUUGUGGUGGUCAUAGUAGUGAAAACAGACAUGAAAAAUUCAACAGCAAGCUCUCAUUCCAAUUCCUGUUUCCUCUGGAUGCUCCACAGAACACACUGUCAACAGUUUUCACAAGGGCUAGAAAUUCCAGUGAAAACUAUAUUAUCACUUUUUCAAAAAAUCAAGUUCCAGCGAAUGAUAACUAACACGAAAAUCGUUCAAAUUAAUUUGAAUGCAGCACAUGUAUAAUCCCAAGCCACCUUGGAAAAUUGGCAUUCUGUUUAUUCAUGAUCACUUAAAUGACGAGCUAACAGGGAACUUUGGAUUUGUUGUUGUGGUAUUGUAAGGUAACUUAAACUAUAAAGUUAACUAUAAAGUUAACAGACUUACCUUUAUCCAUGAUUUUUCCAUCUAUGGUGUCAAAUCCAAAAUGCUUUUCCCGUCGUUCAACGGUUGUUUGAAUUUGGAAGUGACAGCCUUAACCCCAAUGACAGUCAUUUGAAAGGAUCAAAUGACAAUGUGUAAUGUGAAAGGGGUCACUCGUAGUGAUGAACCCAUAGAGAAUGACCUGACUCUGCAGAUUCCCUCAGCUCUACGGAACAAUUUAGCGUCUUCUUACUCCUUGUUAUGGUUUUAUGGCCCACAGCUUUACUGUUUUGCUUCACUCUCAAUGCUCUCAUCAGCCUAAUUUUUUAACACAGCAGGCAGCUGUUUUCAUCAAAAAAGCUCUAAAAACCCACUCUACACUACCUGCUCAGUACCAAACAGCAGACAGACAUAGUUAGCGACUAAUUGGUCAACAUAGUGGAGCAUUUUUUGCAUUUAAACCUUUCACACCAAGUCUGACGCGAAUAUUCGCGUUUCACAGAUAUUUCCCUACAGGAGUUGGUGGAGACCAAAAAGUAGAGUGAGUACUGGACCAGAAACACGACUCCAAAUGAGUGUUGCUCCGUGUCUGCUAGAUGUGUAAAUAAGCAACUGUUUGCUAACAUGUUUGCCAUAUUUACAUCUUGUUUCUACAGCCCCCAAGUGGUAAAAAAAUCAGUUAAUGCAGCUUUAAAUGUAAUUUUUCAAUGCUGUGAGCACCACUAACACCUUCCCCAUUGUAUAGGAGACAGCAAUCUUAGAGACUAAUAUGUACACCUGGACUCAUAAAACCAAAACUAUCUGCAUGGCUGCAUACCACUUGGGGUAAUAGUGAAGAUAUGUGAAGAUGUGUUUUUUUGGAGUUUGGGUGAAGUGACCCUUUAAAUAAGAAGCCUGGAUAGAUAGGUGAGUUAGUGACAGAAGGCCAGAGUUUGAUCCAGAUACUGGGACUCUAGAGACAGCCUUCUCCCAUCAUGUCGUCCUGUGGUUCGCAUCACGACCCGCCUGGGCCUGGGUUGCUUUUCAUUCGCCUCAUCCAGGCUCGGCAUCGUAUACAGUUGGACUGCUUUAAUCAAGCCAUAUUAAAAUUAAAUGUCUUGUUAUUGGAACCAUGUCAUAGCAUUACUGCUGGGGUAAUGUAAAUAUUGUAUGUAUGACAAAGUGUACCAUAAGGUAUGUAGAGCUGACUGACUGAUCAAACUACCUAUGGAUGUGUCAUAAACUGGAGUGACUGGAUGAUUUCAAUAAAGAAUAGCUGUGACAAUUUUAAA
Siniperca chuatsi (mandarin fish) is the source of this 4919-nucleotide messenger RNA. It is a transcript of the gene faxcb, whose product is annotated as failed axon connections homolog, metaxin like GST domain containing b. Gene Ontology annotation, cellular component: cytoplasm. The record is from RefSeq and is a predicted model, not a curated record. The transcript has 6 exons. Bases 247 to 1494 code for a protein of 415 amino acids. NCBI's taxonomy places the organism in Eukaryota, Metazoa, Chordata, Actinopteri, Centrarchiformes, Sinipercidae.